This is a messenger RNA of Pogoniulus pusillus (Red-fronted tinkerbird), 528 nucleotides long. RefSeq names its product ATP synthase peripheral stalk subunit F6 (gene ATP5PF). Lineage: Eukaryota; Metazoa; Chordata; Aves; Piciformes; Lybiidae. The transcript is spliced from 4 exons. Gene Ontology annotation, biological process: proton motive force-driven ATP synthesis. The record is from RefSeq and is a predicted model, not a curated record. Bases 114 to 437 code for a protein of 107 amino acids. Gene Ontology annotation, molecular function: proton transmembrane transporter activity.
GGGGCGGGGCCGGGGUGGCAGCGGCAGCGGCGGCGAGGCUCCCAAGGUGACUGGAGCUGGGUCGGGGUGCGCCUGCAGUCCUGCCGCCGUGUCGCUAAAACACUGGUGUCGUCAUGAUCCUGCAGCAGAUUCUGCGGCUUUCCUCCACUUUUCGCGCUGCCGUUUCCAUUCACUUGCGCAGAAACAUAGGGCUUUCUGCUAUUGUCUUUAAUAAGACAAAAGAGCUUGAUCCAGUUCAGAAGCUCUUUUUGGACAAGAUCAGAGAGUACAACACAAAGAGCAAGCAAGCUGGAGGCCCUGUUGAUGCAGGCCCUGAAUUUCAGAAAGACAUGAAUGAAUCUCUUGCUAGACUUCAGCGGGCAUAUGGUGAGGGAGAUCUAACCAAGUUUCCAGAAUUCAAAUUUGAGGAGCCCAAAUUUGAGGAGACUCCCAAGUGAUAUCUGCAAGUUAUGUACCAAAAACGGUGUAUGUCAAUGGAGUUACUGAAUAUGGCACCAGUUAUAACUUAAUAAAUGCAGUUUGACUUCA